UGGUCAAAUGUCAAUGUUCAAUUAAAAUUAAAAUACUAUUAUUUAUUUAUGUAAAAAUAUAUAAUAUCGUUCCUUUGCUAAAAAUAUGUAACUUGGUGUGUAAGAAAUGGAACCAUUGUCGUAUUUCAGUCUUCCACCCGUAGAUUCGGAGUUACCGAACUUGACUAAUAGAAUUAAGUCCCAUGAAGGUGCUGGUGAUGAAGUGUUGUCUCAAUAUUUGACUGGAGAUUACGAUGAAGUACUGGCUCAGUUCUUGUCUGGUGACGAGCACCUGGAAGAACCUGACUUAAAUGGACCUACUACAUUGCACUGUGAAAUAUGUUGGAAACAGUUUGAUAAUGCUAAAAAAUACUAUGGACAUUUACGUGUCCAUUCAAAAGAUAACCUCUGGAUGUGUGACCAAUGCCCUGAUCAAAAGUUUUCAACAAAGCAACAGUUAAUGAAGCACAGCUUAAUCCAUCAACCUUUGGAACGUGUGUGGAAGUGCCCUCAAUGCAACAUGGCAUUUGAAUCCCUGUGGAGGCUUCAGCAGCACCUUUUUGCUAAACACUUAAAUUACAGACCGCAUAAAUGUGAUCUAUGUGAAAAGUCAUUUCAUAAGUUGUCAGAUCUCAAGAAACAUAAAGCAGUUCACAAUGGUGAAAAGAAACAUGCAUGUACAAAGUGCAAUGCAAAGUUUGUAGACAAGUCAAACCUGAAACGUCAUAUGCUAACUCAUAAUAAUGAGAAACCAUUUUGCUGUGUCAUGUGUGGAAAUAGAUUUAAACAGUCUUCCUCGUUGCUCGUUCUUCAAGUUGAAGUUUCCAUCACGAAAUCGUUUAAACCAAAACCGGUACGUUCAUUAGCAGCCCCCUCCCCAAACGCAACAUUGAUAUUGCGUUCUGUUUCUGCCGCGUUACUUGCGCGUCGGAACUCGUAUUCAAAAAUCACACGUAUUUUGGAAUUGGCAUCUCUGAAACGUCACAGCCAGAAUUGUGUUCAUGUUAAACAAACUUCUGAAGAGAAGGGAGUCAGCAAGAAUUAUUGUAGGGUAUGUGGGAUGAUAUUCCAGUAUGAAAGUGCCUUAUUGGAACAUAGUGUUAGGGAACAUGCAACUACAUCUCAUACUGAGAAACCCAGUCAAAUCACAAUAGACACUAGAACUGAAGAUAAUAUUGUCGAUGACAUUUUAUCUGCCGAAGACGAUUACAUGACUAUGUCCACACAAAACGCCCUACUCAAUGGAUACAGCAUGCAAACGGAGCCACGUGUAGACAAUAAUAUGACACACACAAAUAACUUACAAUUGCUAGACGAUGAACUUUUCUAUGGUGAUAUUGAUUUAGAAAGUUUUCAAAACAAUCAAAUAUUCAAUAUGAAUACUAAUGAAAUAGACUAUAAUACUAAUGAUAGAAGUACAGAAAUACAGUUAGAUUUUACGGAUUAUAGCCGGAGUAUAUAUCAAGAUAUUAUGAAUGCAUUGUACAAUGUCAAAACUGAAACUUUACCAGAUGAAUUGUUGAAUGUUCAUGAUGUAACCAAUUUCAUUGAGAAACCGAAUAAUGUAUUAGAAAAUCCUACAGUAUCGGUGAAUGAAUGUGCAACUAUAUUUGAGAGUGAUGUGGACUUGGAAGCGAGUGCCAAUUUGACUGCAAAUCUAAAUCAAUUGAUAGGUGAGAAUAGUGUUCAGUACAUUUCAACUGAGGAUGAUGACACAUUUAUAAUCAGUUUAAAAAGUGAAAUAGAUGCGGAACAGUUAACUGAUAUGUUGAAUAUAGGUGUAGAAUUAGUAGAUGAUAAUAAUAAAGCAUCAGAUCCUAGUGUUAUAGAAAAUAUGUAUGAUGUGGACAAUUCUGAGAAUGCGGUAGAUAAUGAUGACCCUAUAGUGAUUAAAAUUGAAGAUAUUUCUGAAAACGUGGAAGAAAAUGGUGAGCCUAUAGUGAUAAAAAUUGAAGAACCACCCAAAGAGAUAACCUCUGAAAUAUCUGGGGACAAAGAAAAUAAGUAUACAAGGAAGACAAAAAUCAAAAAGCAGACUAUCUUUUUAUGUCGGAAAUGUAAUAAAGUUUUCAUUAAAAAAGAUAACUACAGAUCACAUAUAGCGACUCACGAUUCUUCCCUGCGGCGUCACAAGUGUUCUGUGUGUCACGAGAGGUUCAGUUAUCGGUCGACGCUCAACAAACACUUUGCGUCUUAUCACGAGCCGAGGGUGAUCAACGCGCACACUUGCGACAUCUGUGAUAGACAGUACAAAGCUAACUGGAUGCUGAUGAACCACAUCCAGCGGGUUCAUAAUGGUCUAACUCCUCACCAGUGCGAUGUAAAAGGCUGCGGAAAGAAGUUCUUUAAAAAAUCCGAUUUAGUCGUACAUAAGAGGUAUCACACGGGGGAGCGCCCGUUCGCUUGUGACGUUUGCGGGCGGCGUUUCCCAAACGUUUCACAUUUACGGAGACACGAGCGGUCUGUGGAUUGCACGAAACGGGCGCGGUUGGGCGACCGCCCAGGGGCGCCGGACGAAAAAAGGGCGCCGCGUCCUACGGCGCCCUUUUUUCGUCCGGCGCUUCUUUCUGAUUCUGUACAAUGA
Diatraea saccharalis (sugarcane borer) is the source of this 2563-nucleotide messenger RNA. NCBI's taxonomy places the organism in Eukaryota, Metazoa, Arthropoda, Insecta, Lepidoptera, Crambidae. The record is from the annotation of a GenBank genome assembly.